CCGGUCCGGUCCGCCGCGCGGGGCCCGAACGCCCGUCCGCUUCCCAGCCCUGGACGUGCUCCCGUUCUCCCCUGCGGCGGGCGGGACGGGACGGGGGCGGGGGGCGGCGCGGGCAGCGGGUUGGGGGGCGGCGGCCGGGACUCGGGCCACGGUGGCGGGUCACUGGGUAUCCCCGGGAGGGUGGGGGGCAGCAGGGCUCUGCCAGGCCUUCCGGUGGGAGCUGUUUGUUGUGCGGCCGUUGCCUGACAACGGCGCCGUGUUCCUUAAAGGGGCCGAGUCCCGAGUGUCGCCUCCCCGGCGGGCCCGCGGCCGCCGGCUCCUCACACCUGGCCCGAGGGGGUCGGUGCUUCCGGGGCCGGCGGAGAAAUGCUGCCCUUGAGGGAGGGUGGGAGGCCCGGCCGGAGCUCAGGGAGAGGCGCUUCCCCGGGCUGUCACGCUUGGAGAAAUGGACUCGAUCUCCUGGACCUGAAAGUUUUCCGACAUUAACGCGGGUUUGGAAAUUAUGGCGGAUGAUUUAGACAAAUUUAUUGAAGAUCAGAAGGCCAAGUUGGCACAAGAUAAGGCAGAACUUGAAAAUGAUCCACCUUACAUGGAAAUAAAGAAAAAGGAAUCAGAGAAGCUUUCUGAGACUAGCAAAAUGUUAAUCUCCAUGUCUAAAGAAAAUAUACCUCCAAAUAGUCAACAGAACUAUCCUUCAGGUGACUAUGGCUUGAGUUUACCCCUUGGAGAAGAAUAUGAACGAAAAAAACAUAAACUCAAAGAGGAACUUCGACAAGAUUAUAGGCGAUAUCUUUCUCAGGGUAUUUCACAGGCAAAAAGAAAGAAAAAUUAUCUGACUACUGGUGAAGUAGAUCCAUAUACUCAGGGAUUAUCUCUUCCUAUUGAUGAGCGAAGGUCUGCCAAGGAGAAACUACGGCUUGAAAGAAACAAGGAGUACAAUCAAUACCUCAGGGAUAAAGAAGAAUGGAACGAAAGGCUGAGGAAAUUAGGGAAGAAAAACACAGAGAAUAGGAUGGACAGGAAUAAAAACCCUAUUGCUGUUGCCAGGCCCCAGCCAGAACUACAAACAGAAGUACAGCCCUGUAAUACAGGUGCAGAACCUCCCAAGAAGGAUGCCUUUACUUCUACAGAAGGUUAUGAAGAGCUGCUAAAUAAGAGAUGGCUGGAGGAAGACAGGUAUCAUAGGUUAGGUGAUGAGGUUGAAUUAAGAAGUCGACUGUUCAGUAAAAGACUUGAUGAAGAUUUAGAUGUUCCCAGUCGAAGAUAUCGUGGAUUUGCUAGCCAAUCUGUCAUUCCUGUGAGGAAGCAUCACAGAUUUGAUGAGGAUCGUGAUUUUGGUAGAAGAUACUACAGAAUGGACUAUGAUCCUGAGAUAAGUGAAGAAAUGGACCCUAGAUUUAGAUGUGAAAGCACUUAUGACAGAAAAACUCCCCGGGUUUUUUAUGCUGAAAGGCCCUAUUUGGAUGGAAUAAUAAGAGAUCUUCCUGCAGAUUAUGAAGAUGAAUUAAAGGAGAGACCACGUGUGCAGCAGAGCUCAAGAGCUGGAAAUUCUAGAAAUCAGGUACAAAUUAGUUCUUCAGCUAAUGAACAGGUCAAGUCUGCAGCUGAAACACCGUGUGCAACAGGCCUCGUUCUUGGUGAUCAGGACCGAGAACUUCUCCAGAGGAAGAAAGAGAAAUACAGGCAAGAACUAAUAGAACAGAUGGCUGAGCAACAGCGAAAUAAGAGACGUGAGAAGGAACUUGAGCUCUCAGUUGCUGCUUCUGGAGCUCAAGACCCAGAAAAGAAGCGAAGUGAUGAGGAGCCAAAUAGAUUGAAGCAGUUUGGUGUGACAGUGGGAGCUUCUGAAGAGAAAGUACCACCUGAAAGGCCUAGGGUGGCUUUCCAAACUCCAGUGCCUGUCCCUUCGGCCUCUCCACUGAACGAAGACUUUCACAGGGGACUGUCCAGCACUCUUGGUGAAAUAGCAGCUCCCAGGGUUGUACCGAUGCCACCACCUCUACCACCAGUUUUGACAGACAACUACAGAACGCCUUACGAUGAUGCAUAUUACUUUUAUGGGGCUAGGAAUCCUUUGGAUCCCAAUCUUGCAUAUUAUGGUACAGGUAUGAUGGGAGUGCAGCCCACACCUAAUCAGGACCCUCCUUUAGAUCAGGCACCAGUAGAGCAAUCUGUAAGUAACAUUGGACAGAGGAAUACAGCAGACAGACAAAGAAGCACAGCAGUAUUUUCUGAAGAAAACAGAAAACCUUCCAAAGAAGCAACAUUAUCUUAUCAAAAAGAAUUACAACAGCAGAUAAGAGAACGAGAGGAACGACGCAGGCAAGAGAGGGAGGAGAAGGAACGUUAUGAAGCCAAGUUAGAAGCAGAAAUGAGGAAUUACAACCCCUGGGGAAAAGGAGGUGGUGGAGCUCCUCUCAGAGAUGCCAAAGGAAAUCUGAUAACGGACUUGAAUAUGAUGCACAAGCAAAAUGAAGAUGCAUUUCAUAAACCAGUGGCAAGACUAUAUGAAGAUAAAAGGGCUAUUGUGUCUGUUGACCUAAGUUUGGCCUCCCCGAGACCUGAGAACACAGAAGCAUCUACAAAUAAAAUAGCAGGUUUUACAUUUGCACAGACCUCUCCUUUUGCUCGAGGUAAUGUGUUUGGUGAACCACCAUCUCCACAGCAUCUCAAGCGACAGGAGUCAUACAAGAACUUCCUUCGUCUACAGAUUGAAGAAAAGAGACGCAGGGAAGAAGCAGAGCGAGAAAAACUUAGAAUGGAAGAAGAAAGAGAAGAAAAACGACUAGCUGAGCAGAGGAUGAGAAUUAAAAAAGCGUAUGAAGAUGAGCAAGAAGAGAGAAGAAAGAAAGAGGAGGAGCGAAGACUGAAAAAUAAAGAAAUAAUUCGAUUAGAUGAAGAGAGGCAAAAAGAGGCAGAAAAAAGAAGAAAAGAAAAAGAAGAAAAGCAAGAUGAACAACUUCGACAGUAUUUUGAGAAAGAAAAGAUGGAAGAGGAAAAGAUGUUUUCAAGGCAGCCGUCUCCCAUCGUUCCUGCUCUUCAGAACAAAUCAAUAAGAAAAGAAGAAAGGAAUCCCUCUGCUGAGAGCCAUAUAUCUUAUUAUGCACAGGAUCCUCCACGACCGAGGGUUCCCUCUCCUCCGGUCCCUGCUAGAAGAAAUCAGUUGCGUGCAUUCGAGGAAAGAAAGAAUGUGAUAAAUGAAUUAUCAGAGAUGAGAAAACAGCUUCGUAGUGAAGAGAAGCGACUGCAAGAACAGUUGCUAAAUGUGGCCAGUGAUGAUGAUAUACCCAUUACCCGAGUGAGGAGAGAGAAAAAUCCAAAGGACAUAUUUGAGAUGGCCAGGCUUCGCAUGCAGGCUCCAGUAAGGCGACCCUCAUCAAAGGAGGCACAAGAUCCCGUCAAUAUACAGAAUAUUUGGGACUUUAAUGAACUUAAAUACAAAGAUUCUGAAACGCGUAUGGGCGUGAGGCACAUGUAUCCUGAUCCUCCAAAAGAUGACCAGACCCUAGAGAUUCAACAGCAGGCACUGUUGAGGGAGCAGCAGAAGAAACUUGACAGAAUGAGAAUGAGGAGGGAAACAGAAGAUGAUUCUGCUUCUGGCGGUAACCCACAAACCAUGAGACUGUUCAGGAAUGCAUCUAAUGAAUUCUUGAAAAAUUCACUGUUGGAGUCGGAUAGCGCUUUUAUUGGUGCUAAUGGGGAAACGUUUCCUGCCUUAAGAGAAGUUGAUUUUUCACCACAGCUUCCACCUUCUGCAAGGGAGAGGAGACGAAUGAGGCAGAAAGCUUUGGAGUGCGCUGAGGAUGUUCCACCGGGCCAGACACCGCCGCUGCAGCCCGACAGCUUCUCUUUGCACUCCAGCUUCAGCCUGGAUGUCGAUCAGCUGAAAGGCAAGAAUGAAGAACGAUUGCACAGGCUGACUGAGCUCCAGCCGAAAUCUGCUGACUCAGGCGAUUCUCUUUCCCUGGGAGCAGCGGAUGAUCUCCUGAAGCACGUUCCACCUCACCAGGGCAGACGUCCCAGCUCCGUGGACACGGUUGCAACAGAGCCCUGGCUGCGGCCGGGAUCGGCUGAGACGCUGCGCAGGCUCAUGGCUGAUCAGCCAAGCCCAGCAAAGCUCUCACCCGAAAUCCCGCUGGGCUGGCAGGGCCUCUCCACCGCCCACGGCUGACAGGCGGCGCCGCGCAGCACUACCGCACUUUGCAGGGUCUGUCAGGGGAUCCUGCGCUUCCCUGUACAUACUGCGUGCAUUUGCAGUAGCAAUAAGGAGAUAACAGAAGCUGCAGUGUCAUGGAAAUGUAGAGCAGGGAUGUGGCCAGUGGGAGCAACACCUGCGCAUUUUUUGCACUUUUUAUACAAGUUUCAGCCUCAGAGCUGGACUUACCACAACAACGAGUGUGUGUGUGUGUGUAUUUGAUAUUAAAUCAAAAUUAAUUUUUAGCUUUGUUUAUAGUCAAACUCCAAAACUGUCUGGAAACAGAGUAACCCAACAGCAGAGGUGCAUUUUAAGCUUUUACCAAAAGAGUAAAUGACUUGGAGGAGGGCACUUGCAUUUCACACAGUGGUAAGUGCUAUCCUGCAUGGAAAGCUCAGCAGUUUCAUGGAAAAAUGACUAUUAGCAAUGUCUCUUAUGUUCCCUAACCUGUUGUGUGCUGGAAAUACAUAUAUAGUUGCAUAUAUUUAAUUUAUGGUUCUGAUUAAAGAGUUAAUAAAUUAUUUUGCUACUAAACAUGUAAAA
Columba livia (rock pigeon) is the source of this 4738-nucleotide messenger RNA. It is a transcript of the gene CSPP1, whose product is annotated as centrosome and spindle pole associated protein 1. Gene Ontology annotation, cellular component: spindle pole; centrosome; microtubule. Gene Ontology annotation, biological process: positive regulation of cytokinesis. NCBI's taxonomy places the organism in Eukaryota, Metazoa, Chordata, Aves, Columbiformes, Columbidae. The record is from RefSeq and is a predicted model, not a curated record. The transcript has 32 exons. The coding region runs from base 503 to 4171 and encodes 1222 amino acids.